UCACAUUGCGAACUCCAGUGGGGUUCCCGUUACUAAAAAGGGAAGUUCGAAGGAGGUGUGUAGCCCAUGAGAGUCGAGGAAGAAUAUUGGGGAAUGAACGUCUUGAGAGGUCGUGAGAAUUGUAGAGAGAUACGUAGUAUCCGGGAUACUGCAGAGUGUCGUGUAGGAUCUUAAUGUGUAAAACGAAAACCUUGUAUCGAAAUGGACCGUGAAUAUAUGCAAGGUGCAAUAUGAAAACGGACGAGGAAAUAGCCUACAGAAUGGAGUCAGUUAUAUAACAAAAAGUGUCUAACAUGCACGUCAAUUUGAAUUUAAAAUCUGUUCUUUGUUCAAGUAGACGAAACUGGCGUGCUUCUUGUUCUGCCUCUUCAUAUACAAAGGUUUCGUUGAAGGUGAUUUCUAUAGAUUAGCUCAUGUAUGUAGCACAAGGGGGAUGGGUGUAAACGGUUUAUGGAAGCUCCUUGAGCCAUCAGGGAAACCAGUCCCCCUGGAAACUUUGGAAAACAAGGUUCUAGCAGUUGAUGUGUCUAUUUGGCUGCACCAAGUGGUGAAGGGCUUCCAAGACUUGCACGGGAACCCCUUGGCUAAUGCUCACCUCCUCGGGCUCUUCCACCGUAUUUGCAAGCUUCUCUUCUACAAGAUUAAACCAGUGUUUGUGUUUGAUGGUGGAGUCCCCCACUUCAAGAAGCAGACUGUCGCUACAAGAAAUGAGAAUAAGAGUAAAGCUGAAGUGGAAGCUGGUCGAAUUCGAGAGCAGCUAUUGAAGAAUCUUGUGAAACAUACGGCUUUGAAACAGGUUCUUGGAAGGGAAGCAAAUAAUGUUGACCUCAUUAUAAGACAAUGUAGGGAGAGUGAUAUGUUUGAGUUACCUCCAGAGGAGAGAAAAUUGGAUGAGGGAUUAUCAGGAUCUCAAGAAGAUUCAUUAAGUUCUGAGGAAGAGGUAUGCUUCCACAAGAAUUGGGCUACAGCAGACUUGCAUACAGUGGAUGUCAGUAGUGUACACUUCAAGUCAUUACCUGCCAAUGUGCGACAUGAUAUUCUCAGUGAACUCAAGGAGACAAGGAAACAGAGUUCUUGGGGGCGAUUGCAUGAGAUGCCAAAGGAAUCUGGUGAAUUUUCGAAUUAUCAGAUGACUCGUUUGCUGAAGCGCCGAUCCAUACAGACAUCACUGGAAGAUGCAGAAAAGGAGAUGGGUGGACGAUCACUUAGCUUGGGUGAGCUGGAGGAGAUGCUCAGUGAACAGGGUGUAGUUACAGGUUCUAACGUUGGAAUGAGAAUAGCUGCUGAUAAUGUGACACGAUAUGUUUAUAUAAAAGAGAUUGGAAAACAGUUACUGGCAAAGAGCAAACCAGAGGAAAUUAGUGUCAAGGAAUCAUCUCCCACUCAAACUCAGGAAGACAAGGAAGCUAUUGAAAAUAUGAGUAGACCUGACACUGAUGUCAGAGUAUUACUGGAAUCAGUUCCGUGUAAGGAAGAGGAAGUGGAAGAGUUCGAAGAAAAUUGGUCAUCCAAUUCGGAGGAAGAUUUUGUUUCAUCUCAGCAGAAGCCAACACAAAGAGACAAUAUUAACCUAAAGCUGGCUCAGAAUUUCAUAUUUGAGAAUAGUGGACUCACACAGCAACAAAUCCUGGCUAUUAUCCAGUAUCAAAAUUCUAUGGAAGGAGAGCUGCAACAAAAUAAUGAGUAUUUUCUGUCUCCAGAUCAGCCAUCAACAUCUGGAAAAGGCAGUAAAGAGAAGGCACUGCAAAAUGGGACUGAUGUCUCUGCCUUUAGUGGGAUACAAAGUAGAACUGAUGAAGCAACCUGCAGUAAAACUUGUGUUGAGAAUACAGCUGAAGCAGUCUGUGGUAGAACUAGUGUUAACAAUACAGUUGAAGCAGCCAAGCCAAGCUGCAGUAGGACUGGUGUUAACAUGACAUCUGAAGCAAACUUCAGUAGAACUGGUAUUGGCAGUACAGCUGAAGCAGCCUGCAAUAGGACUACUGUUAGCAAUACAGAUAAAGCAGCCAAUCCAAGCUGCAGUAGAACUUGUGUCAGCAUUGCAGAUAAAGCAGACUGCAGUGGUACUGGUUUAAGCAAUACAGCUGAAGCAAGAUGCAGCAGAAUUGAUGUUAGCCAUUCCUAUGAAGCUAGCUGCACUGGAAUUGAUGUUAGGAAUUCAGCUGAAGCAACCUACAGUAGGACAGCUAUAAACAGUACUUGUGAUGCAAACAUACUAGAUAAGUGGAAGACAGAUGUACUAAAUGAUAAAACUGUUGAAGAAAACAGUUCUGCUGCAAGACAGGGAGUGGGCAAGACAGAGAAUAACAUUGCUGACAGUGCAUUAACUCCAGUUGUAGACAUACAGAGAAAUAGUAACAUUAUUGAACAAUUAAAUAGUGAUAGUGAUAGCGAUACAGAUUUUGUUGAAGUAACAUAUGUUGCCACAUCUCCAGUUCACAGUAGAACUGAGAAGAACACUUUAGAACUACUAAUACAAAAGGACAAGAUAUGUGAAAUUGAAGAUGAUAUUUUUGCUGAUAUAUUUUCUGCACAAACGUCUACAGGAAUAUUAGCAACAAAUAGUAACCAACAAGACUCUACAAUUGACAGUCUCUCUUCUAGUUAUAACAUACAUACAGGUUUAAGGGGAAUAGAAAAUAGUAAAUUUGAUAAAGAAGGCAUCAGCAAUGGAAUUAGUGAUCCCAGAGAAGGCAAUGAAUCCAAACUGAAGGACAGUAAACUGGUGGAAAAUGUUGUAACGCAAGAUGACUGUAGACAGACAGCCAUGGAAGUGGAAGCAGACAUUAGUACAAUCUCUGGUAUAGAACCAGAAGAGAAAGACAAGAAGUCUCAGGCAGCACAAGUAACCACAACUAUGUUGUUCUCUGAAGAACUCCAAAAGUUACAGAUGUCUCUUGAAGUGAAGCAUGAAGACCUGCUGGUAGAAAAAGGCAAGCAGGAGAGACUGGCAGUCAGCAUAACAGAUCAGAUGUAUGUGGAGGCACAGGAACUGCUACAACUGUUCGGCAUUCCAUACAUUGUAGCACCAAUGGAGGCUGAAGCGCAGUGUGCCUUCUUGGAUAGUGUAUCACUUACUGAUGGGACCAUUACAGAUGACAGUGACAUCUGGCUGUUUGGUGGAAACAAAGUGUACAAGAACUUUUUUAACCAGAAAAAGCAUGUAAUGUGUUUCAAGGCAUCAGAUAUAAAGCAGUGUUUCAAGCUUGAACGACAACAGUUGAUCCUGCUUGCUCUGCUGGUUGGUAGUGACUACACACCAGGAAUUCAGGGUGUGGGGCCAGUUACUGCAUUAGAAAUCCUAGCAGCAUUUCCUGCUGGUGGCACUGAUGAUAAUAUUUUGAGAGGCCUUCGGAGGUUUCAAGACUGGUGGAGUGCUGGAAUGCCUGUGGGUUCAGGCAAGACAUCACUGAAAAACAAACUGAAAGAUAUUCAGCUUGUGGAAGGAUUUCCUAGUGUGAUGGUGGCAGAUGCAUACCUGCACCCAAAAGUAGAUGAAUCAGAAGAGACAUUCACAUGGGGAUUACCAGAUUUAACAUCUCUGAGAGACUUCACUCGGCAGAAGUUUGGCUGGACCAAAACAAAGACAGAUGAGAUUUUGCUGCCUGUUAUGAAAAAGCUAGAGGAAAGAAAGAGUCAGAUGUCUUUGGACUCAUAUUUCAGAGUCAUACCAAAACUUCAAGAAACAGAUGGAAAGUUAAGUAAACGUGUGCAGCAGGCUGUUCAUCGUCUGGGGAGUGUAGACAUCUCUGACAGUGAAGAGUCCAUCUUAGAAGGAAAUAAGAAUGGCCCUGUUUCACAGCCAAGAAAAAAACAAACUAACAGGACUGUGAACAUCAGGGCAAAAGUGGGUGAAGCAAGGGGAAGCAGAGGAAGAGGAAGAAGGCAUGACUCCAGUACUGUAUGUGAACAGAGUCAAACUAGUGAAGAAUUUAUUCCACAAAGAGAACGAGAUAAAAUAAAUGCCUUAAAGAGGAAGCUGAAAGCUGUUGAGGUAUUCCAUACCUCUAAAACACGUCUGAAUCAUUCAAGAAGACGGAAGAAGGUUAAGAGGCAGGAACUAAAAGAAACAAAGCUAUCUGAAAGUGAUAGUGACCCUGAAUGAACAGAGCUGAGCAAAUCCAAAUAAAAAUGUUACUUAUUCCAUGUGUCAGUGUUUCAAAUGUAAAUUGAAACCCCAUGUGACAGAAAAUAGUUCUGUGCUUGCUGUAAGUUUUUACUCAUUGCGGAUGAAGAGAUAAGCACAUUUAUUUAGUCCUAGUGAAAGCUUUCAGAAUUCACUCUUAAAAAUUCUGUGCCUUAGCAGUGACAAGCAAAUUAUUAGGUACUGAAAAAGAAAAUUAAUGGUGGUUUUCUAUAGCUAGAGCAGCAUGUCUCCUCAGGCAUCUACUUCAGGUUCAUAUCUUCGGUGACAGUUACAGUGAUAUAUAUACUGGUACAUAUUUUCUGAGAGACUUGCUUUUCAAACAGAAAUUUUAUGUAGUCUCCCACUGAACACUUUAGUCAUGUGAAUAUGGCUAGACCAUAUACCAGAGAUUCCCAAACUUAUAUACUAUACCUUAAAACAUUUCAUAAAUUUCAUACCCCCCCAAACAAUUGAAAACAGAUUUGACAUAAAGUUUAGCUAUGAGUAUACUAUUGAAGAGAUUUAGAAACGUCUUAGAUCUGUCAACUGUUAUUCCUGAUUACCAGUUUGGAUUCAGGGAAGGACACUCCACAAUACAACAAAUGCAUAGAAUCGUAAACAAGAUCACAACAAUCUUCGAAGAAAAAAUAUUGUGUACAGCAGUUUUCCUUAGCUCAGACGUUUGACAAGGUCUGGCACCCUGGACUAAUAUAUAACAUCAAAGAUA
Cryptotermes secundus is the source of this 4853-nucleotide messenger RNA. RefSeq names its product DNA repair protein complementing XP-G cells homolog (gene mus201). Gene Ontology annotation, biological process: nucleotide-excision repair. Lineage: Eukaryota; Metazoa; Arthropoda; Insecta; Blattodea; Kalotermitidae. Gene Ontology annotation, cellular component: nucleus. Bases 434 to 4105 code for a protein of 1223 amino acids. Gene Ontology annotation, molecular function: DNA endonuclease activity; single-stranded DNA binding. The transcript is spliced from 13 exons. The record is from RefSeq and is a predicted model, not a curated record.